GGUUUUUGGUGGACGCUGUCUUUUCAUUGCCGCAUUUUUAUGUGGACUGGUGAGCGGUGGUUGAAGUCAGCGUAUUGAGGAUUGCUAGCACUUUUAAUGAAUACCUGAUGGACGUGCCAGCUGAAACAGCAGAACAAUCGAAAUACCAGCACUCUGUCAAGCUCCCAUAUCUGUACAAAGAAGGGGCGAAGAUCCUCAAAGCGUAUUCAGAAAAGAAGGGGAGCCUGAAGACUCUGGUGUACGCCACACGUCAACAGCGAGUGUGACCGCCGCCGCCGCGUCAGCCGCCGCCGCCGCCGCCAUGAGUCUGCCGGAGGAGCGGUUCAUGCACUCGUCCAUCGAGCGACGCACGACGCGCACCAACGUGCUGCUCAACCUGUUCGUUUACAGCGUGGCCAUGUUCACGCUGCCGUUCGUGGCGUUCUACGGCGCCGUGCACGUGGCCGAGGAUCGGCUGGGUUACGCCGAGCACGGCUACCUGUGGGGCACGGCGGCGGCAGUGCUCACCGUGCACGCGCUCAUCGCCAUGUUCGUGUGGGGCGCGUACAAGGAGGUGCGGGACGCCGAGAUCGCCUCGGCGCCACGGCAGAUCAGCCGCCAGGAGCUGGCCAGCCGGCAGAAGCAGCAGUGAGCGCCGGCGGUGCCGUGGGCAGUGCCGCGGCGUGAGAGGCCCGGGCGGCGCUGGGGGCGGCUGACCGUGACGGAAGCGGACAGUGCGGGAGGGUCAGUGUCGACCUCACAGUAACGGAGGUGCGUCGGUGACCGACCGGCGGACACGGGCGUGGACAACGGAAUCGAGUCGCCAGUGGGACGAUGCCGACUGUGGUGACGUGGACCAGGCUCUGGCGCGUGGCCUUGCUCCGUUCUGCUUGUCCUCGUGGCUGCUCGUUCGUUGUGACGACAGAGUCGGUUGUCGUGAAACCACGUGAUCACAGGCCUUGCCGGUCCGGAGGUCGGCCGUCAUGAAGCAGAAAAUUUACGCGGGGUUAUCCGGGUCUGAUCGAACGUGUCAGGGUGCACAUUAAUACAAUAUUCACUGCCUUGUUUUGGGCUACAUUCCAGGUCCGCAUGUUGUGAUUUGUUUCUGAUUUAGCAUUUAUGCCAGGUAUUACAAGACCGUUUCAGUCCUCAGGCUGCUGAACACGAAUUGUGUACUUGCACGAAGUCAGUUGUUGUCUUGUGUAGGUCUUUACGCGGACCGUCACUAGAUUUUUUCGUCAUGCGUUUGUAGGAAUAUGGAACUUUGUAUGCGCCGGGAAGAUCAGAUACGAAACUGGGCAGGUUUGUUCAUGAACGAUGGACGACUUUUAGGCAGUAAAAGCAAAGACUUAUGUGCGAAUUGGAAUGUUGGUAUCUGAGAACGGCAAGGCAAUAUAUUGGACAGAUUGCAA
Pollicipes pollicipes is the source of this 1391-nucleotide messenger RNA. RefSeq lists its product as uncharacterized. Gene Ontology annotation, biological process: vacuolar proton-transporting V-type ATPase complex assembly. The record is from RefSeq and is a predicted model, not a curated record. The transcript is spliced from 3 exons. The coding region runs from base 302 to 631 and encodes 109 amino acids. NCBI's taxonomy places the organism in Eukaryota, Metazoa, Arthropoda, Thecostraca, Pollicipedomorpha, Pollicipedidae.